CCAGACCAAAUCCAUUUGGAAUGCCUGGGAUGGUGCCACCAUAUGUUCCCCCUCAGAUGCUCAACAUUCCACAGACUUCUCUGCAAGCAAAACCCACGGCCCCACAGGUGCCCAGCCCAGGGGGUGCCCCAGGCCAGGGUCCAUACCCAUACAGCCUCACUGAGCCGGCCCUCACUCUGGAUACGAGUGGGAAGAGCAUGACGGAGCAGAACAGCUACAGCAACAUUCCUCAUGAGGGGAAGCACACGCCACUGUACGAGCGGUCCUCGCCCAUCAACCCGGCCCAGGGCGGCAGCCCCAAUCAUGUGGAUUCCACCUACUUCCCUGGUUCUUCUACAUCGUCAUCCUCAGAUAAUGACGAGGGCAGUGGAGGGGCGACCAACCACAUCACCGGGAACAAGAUUGGCUGGGAGAAGACCGGAAGCCACACGGAGCCACAGGUGCGGGGAGAUCCAGGAGACCAAGUGAAGGCAGAAGGUUCAUCCACUGCCUCCUCAGGAAGCCAGCUAGCUGAAGGGAAAGGAAGCCAGAUGGGCACUGUGCAGCCAAUCCCGUGCCUCCUGUCGAUGCCCACCAGGAACCACAUGGACAUCACCACACCUCCUCUGCCCCCUGUCGCACCUGAGGUUUUGAGAGUGGCCGAGCACAGGCACAAGAAGGGGCUGAUGUAUCCCUACAUCUUCCAUGUCCUAACGAAGGGUGAAAUCAAAAUUGCUGUUUCUAUUGAAGAUGAAGCCAACAAAGACCUGCCUCCGGCCGCCCUGCUCUAUAGGCCAGUUCGUCAGUAUGUUUACGGAGUCCUGUUUAGUUUGGCAGAAAGCAGAAAGAAAACUGAGAGACUUGCUUUUAGAAAGAACAGACUUCCACCAGAAUUCUCACCAGUGAUCAUUAAGGAAUGGGCAGCUUACAAGGGGAAGUCUCCUCAGACCCCAGAACUGGUAGAAGCCCUGGCUUUCCGGGAGUGGACCUGCCCCAACCUGAAGAGGCUUUGGCUGGGCAAGGCUGUGGAGGACAAGAACCGCAGGAUGAGGGCUUUCCUGGCCUGCAUGAGGUCUGACACCCCAGCCAUGCUCAACCCUGCCAAUGUGCCCACUCACCUCAUGGUGCUCUGCUGCGUCCUACGGUACAUGGUGCAGUGGCCAGGAGCUCGCAUUCUGCGGCGUCAGGAGCUGGACGCCUUCCUGGCUCAAGCUCUGUCCCCCAAACUCUACGAGCCGGACCAGCUACAGGAGCUCAAGAUUGAGAACCUAGACCCCCGAGGAAUUCAGUUAUCAGCCCUCUUCAUGAGUGGAGUAGACAUGGCAUUGUUUGCUAACGAUGCGUGCGGACAGCCCAUCCCCUGGGAACACUGCUGUCCUUGGAUGUAUUUUGAUGGAAAGCUCUUCCAGUCCAAACUCCUCAAAGCCAGCCGGGAAAAGACCCCACUCAUCGACCUCUGUGAUGGUCAGGCUGAGCAGGCUGCCAAGGUAGAGAAGAUGCGUCAGAGCGUCCUGGAGGGGCUCAACUUCUCCCGGCAGAACCACCCGCUCCCCUUCCCACCGCCUCCCGCUCUGCCCUUCUACCCUGCAUCUGUGUACCCACGGCACUUCGGGCCUGUCCCACCCUCGCAGGGCAGGGGCAGGGGCUUUGCAGGAGUCUGUGGCUUUGGAGGCCCCUAUGGGGAAACGGUAGCGACAGGCCCUUACCGUGCCUUCCGGGUGGCAGCAGCAUCGGGACACUGCGGAGCCUUCUCAGGCAGUGAGAGCGGCAGGACUAGCAAGUCCCAGGGCGGAGUCCAACCUAUACCUUCUCAGGGAGGGAAACUAGAAAUAGCUGGCACUGUGGUCGGUCACUGGGCCGGGAGCAGGCGGGGCCGUGGGGGCCGAGGGCCCUUCCCGCUGCAGGUGGUCUCUGUGGGAGGCCCAGCGAGAGGGCGCCCAAGGGGAGUUAUUUCUACCCCAGUGAUUAGAACUUUUGGAAGAGGUGGAAGGUACUAUGGCAGAGGCUAUAAAAGCCAGGGAGCAAUUCAGGGCAGACCUCCUUAUGCUGCUUCAGCAGAAGAAGUGGCCAAAGAACUGAAGUCGAAAUCCGGGGAAUCCAAGUCCUCUGCAGUGUCGUCAGACGGGUCCCUGGCUGAAAAUGGAGUGAUGGCCGAGGAGAAGCCGGUGCCCCAGCUGAAUGGGAAUGCAGGAGACACCAGGGCCCCCAGCCACUCCGAAAGUGCCUUGAACAAUGACUCUAAAAUGUGCAAUACAAAUCCUCAUUUAAAUGCACUAAGUACAGACAGCGCCUGCCGCAGGGAGGCUGCUCUGGAGGCAGCUGUCUUAAAUGAAGAAGAGUAAACUUAUUUUUAUAGAGGGUGAAGGAUGCUGGAAGGGUAAGGAUUUAGGAGUACCUGGAGAGAAAGAGAGCCUGCAGUUACGUACAUUUUGUCCUGUCCGUCAGAGAAAAGUGAGGACUUUGGAAAUUCAGAUCCCUCUUUGAUAUCAGAGAUUUAAACAACACAUUUUUAGUUUUAACCAGUUGUAGUCAAAAUGCUACAAUAAAACAAAAAAGAGAGAAAGGAAAUGAAGAGCAUUUGACUCCCGCACUUAAAAUGAAGUACACAUAAAGUUUAAACUGGUUAUGACAAAAGCCUAUAGUUGUGUUUCUUGAACAUAAAGAAAACAAAUUUUGGCAGUCUUUAAGUAUAUAUAGCUUAAAAUAUAAUUUUUAGCAUUUGGCACCAUAUGUAUGCCAUUAUAUUUGAUUUUGCAUUACUGUUUCACAAUGAAGCUUUCUUUAAGGCUUUGAUUUUUAUGAUUAUGAAAGAAAUAAGGCACAACCACAGUUUUUCUUUCUUACUUAAAUUUCAUCACUGUUGAUGUGGUUAUUUUGUGUUAAAAAAAAAGUGCAACUAUUGAAACUAAAAAAUUAUAGAGUAAUAUUGCCGUUCUGCUGAUUUUAAAUAUACAGUACAUCAUACAUACGUUACAAGCAAGUGACAUGGAGAUAGAGCUGAAAUCAUAGAAGGUGCAAAUGACCUUUCAAAAUCAACACAAUGUGUUCUGAAACUUUUUGUGACUAAUACCAUGCAUCUGUGAUCAAUGAACUAUGUGGUUUUGAAUCGGACGUAGACCAUUAGUACUACUACUUGAGCUAAACUUCUGCAUGGCUCCUGAUUUUUAAAGUGUGUAGUUAAUAUUAUGCAUGUCACUGUCCUUUCUUCCAUUCUUACCAGUAUGUGCCCAUUUGCAAAACAAAAGCUAAUAACCAGUAAUAGUCCUAUAAAAGAUGUUAACUGUUUAGUCAUUGAUCUUGCUCUAACCUUAAAAUUUUGUGAUUAUUGACCUCUGUUGCAUUUAUUCUAAAACCCCCCAAAAUUAUCUAGCUGUUUCAAAUAUCAACAUUACCCUGGUGUAUUCACUGCUGUAUGCAUUAUUGUUCUUUGUUGCUGUUUUAUGCCUUCAUAUUAGCAAAAUAUGAAAUUCUGUGAAGAAAAAAACCCUUUGAUCUUUAAAAAAAAAAAAAACAAACCACCCCCCCUUCUGUAGCAGGAAAAAAAAUUGCUUGUUCUUGAGAACUUUCCCAUGAAGAAUUUAGUAGAAGCAAGUAUACUUCUAUCAUUUUGAUGUUUUUGUUAAUGUUUCCAAACAAUGUACUUUGAAAUCAGAAUCACUUCUUAUCGUUUUCAUAUACUUCUGAUGCUCUUCAUCACAUUAGUGAUCAGAAAUGAGGUGUAAUUCCCCAACCCCUGCCCGCAAGAGCUGAGUAGGAUCUUACUGUAAGUUGAAGGGAGUUCUGCCCUAACUCAUGGAUUGUGAAGAAUGAACUGCUGUUGGGUCUGAUUGACUGUGGAUGGAUUUGUGGUGUGGCGUAUCCAGAGGCUAUUGAAUGCAACUUACAAUGCUUAAUAAAAAUCUUUAUUCUUUUAGUAUAAA
This is a messenger RNA of Castor canadensis (American beaver), 3899 nucleotides long. It is a transcript of the gene Fam120a, whose product is annotated as family with sequence similarity 120 member A. Lineage: Eukaryota; Metazoa; Chordata; Mammalia; Rodentia; Castoridae. The record is from RefSeq and is a predicted model, not a curated record. Gene Ontology annotation, cellular component: nucleus.